AAUCACAAACAAAAAGGGUAAACACAUUCAACAUUUUUUCCGACAACCUGGUAUUUCCUGCACAUGGAUAGCUAUUUGCCUAAAUUGUCUUCUUGUUGAGGAAGCCCAUGAGUAGGGCAUCGAAUUUAACCCGUGGGUCUCUAGACGCACACGAACCUGUAAAAUGUGUUGUAGUUGGAGAUACAUCGGUUGGAAAAACUCGCUUGAUUUGUUCCUAUGUGUAUGAGGAGGAAGGAAAGUCAAUUAGUUUCUUGUGUACACGAAGGCAUGUACCAACAGUUUUUGCAAUUGACCAAUACACAUCAAACAACUCAAUUCGAAGCCGUGUUUGUGUACAGGGUUUACAAGCACAGUUACGUAUUUGGGAUACUUUUGGUGAUCAUAGGAAAAAUCGGAAGUUUGCUUACCAAAAUGCACACGUUGUUGUUGUGUGUUUCAGUAUUGGAAUGGCUUCUUCUCUCAGAAGUGUGAAUGCUAAAUGGUAUCCUGAGAUAAAGAAAUACUGCCCUAGAGCACCAAUAAUAUUAGUUGGAACACAACUAGACCGUCGACAUACAGAUCGCACUGCUUUUAAAAAUUUUCAAUUUACAACUUUAACAGAUAUUCUUAAUCAUGGUAUAAAAAGACCAGUGGCUCGAUAUGCUAAUGCUGAUGAUAGGAAAUGUAUUCCACCAGAAGCUGGCAGGCAAACAUCAAGGGAAAUUAAUGCUAUUGCUUAUUUAGAGACUAGUAUUGUCACAAAAUAUGGCAUAGAUGAUGUUUUUGAAAAUGCAAUUCAAGCUGCUUUUUCAUCGUGGAGAUUAUCGAGACCACUUUUCUGCUCUCAUCAGAAGAUUGUAAAAAAGUCAUUAAUACAAAAGCCAUUUUUGCCAGACAUACCUGAAACACCAACUAUCCACAUUUCAAAUGAUAACUCAAGACUGGAUUUUUCCCCAUUCCUAGAAGAUGAUAGCUUUAGUGAUAUAACAUUCAUGGUUGAACAUGAAUUGAUACAUGCACAUUGUAUUGUUCUGUUAGUGGGGUGCCCUGUGUUUUAUUUACUUUUAACACAUCCAAAAAUCUUGAAUGUGCUUGGAUAUGAUCUAUCGAUUCAAACCAAUUCAAAAAGUAUAUGUGUAAAUACAGGAAAAAUAAAUGGUUCUGUUGUUGAAGGUGUUCCAACAGGUUUUGAAACAAUUCAUUUGCUAGCUGAUGCACAAGGCAAAUGUAAAAUAUUUGUUAAAGUAGCAUCAGUACUAGCUUCUCAUUUUAAGUGUAUUUUGGAAUUUAUUUACACUGGUCAAAUUUCUGGAAAUCACAACCCAAUGCACCUUAUUCAGACAGCAAUAUAUCUUCAAAUGGACUUGGUUUCAAAAUAUAUCUCCAACACACUAAACCAGGACAGUGCUGCUAAUUCUGAACUUCUCCAUCAAGUGUUUAUUAAAAGACACCUGAAUGUUUACCAACAUUUAUUUAAAAGAUCUCUUUAUGCUGAUGUUGCAUUUUUAGUUGAUAACACCAUUGUACCAGCACAUAAACAAGUUCUUGUGUCUGCUUGCCCAGUGAUGGCUGGUAUGUUUAGGAACGAUUGUUUUAAAGAAAGCAUGACAAAAAAUAAACUUUUCAUCAUUUCACUGUGUGACCUACUGAAAGUGCACAUGAGUCACUGCAUGGGAGAUUAUGAACAAAAGUUUAAAGUUAAAUAUAUUGCUAAUAUACACGCAUCAGAUUACUUUAUAAUGUUAAAAUUUUUUGGUAAACGUCUUUCGCUGACUAAAGAAAGAAAUGUGAAAUGUAUCGUUGUUGGUGAUACUGCUGUUGGAAAGACAAAAUUAAUUGGAUCGUAUAUUUAUAAUAAACCAAAAGUUGAUGUUUGUCAGCUAAAUCAACAUUGUCACAUACCAACUAUAUUUGCUUCUGAUAUAAAGACAACGAAAAAAUUGUUAUUUGAAAAUAUACCUGUUAAUCUUAGCAUUGUUGAUACAUUUGGUGAUCAUGUUAAGGAUAGAGAAUAUUCAUAUAAAGAUGCUGACGUUGCAGUUAUUUGUUUUAGCAUAGGACAGAAAAGUUCUUUAGAAAGUGUUAUUUCAAAGUGGUAUCCAGAAGUAAAGUAUUUUUGCCCUAAAGUCCCUAUAAUUUUAGCUGGGACACAAUAUGAUCGUCGUCACAAUGAUCCUGAAAUUUACAGCCACUGUGUUUCCAAAAUGAAGACAUUGCGUGAAUAUUUGUUAUCAGAACCAACUAAAUUGAUAUUAACUGAAGUCAUUGAUGUUGACUUAUGUCGCUCUAUUGCAGCCAAAAUUAAAUCAGAAAUUUACAUGGAAACAAGCAUAUCAACAAAAUAUGGUGUAGACUCAUUAUUUAGCAAUGCUGCCAAGCUGGCACUGUCACAAAAAAUAAAAACAAAAAUAAAUGUCACUAGAAGAAAUCUUUUGCAAACACCGUACCUACCAACAAAAGAUCCAUGCCCAGUCAUUAAUAUCUCAAAAAUAACACCAGAUGUUGUUAUUUUUUCUAGUUUUUUCACUCCAUAUGAAAGAGACCAAAUGACAGAUGUGGCUUUUAAUGUGAAUGGAGAAAAGGUUUAUGCUCACAGUGUUGUUUUGAUGCUGACAUCAUCACUUUUCUACGAGCUGUUUAAAAUAAUAGAUGAUACAUGUAGAUCCAAGAAACAUAAUUAUAAACAGGAGCUAGAAUAUAAAAAAGCUUUGUUUAAUUUUGAUUUUAGCUGUAACUUGCCACAGGGCUUUGAAGCUAUUAACGCUGGUGAUCAGGUUACUGAAAUUAAAAUAAAAGAGGCAAGCAUCAAAGAAAUGAGGCAAAUAUUAGAAUUUUACUACACAGGAGAAAUUCAAAGUCUUGAUAACUGUCACCGAUUACUAGCAGUUGCUAAUUUUUUUCAGCUAGGCACCAUGUUUCAAUAUGUGCUAGGUAUUGUUACUGGUCAAUUUAUUGACAUGACAGAUGUGCUUUCUCUUAAAGUGCUUCAUACUGGUCAGAAAUUACUCAAUAAUAUUUCAUUUAGUGAUGUAACUUUUAAUAUAAAAGGACAUUUAGUUCCUGUGCAUAAAGUGAUACUGGCACGACGGUCUAAAAUGUUUGGAUCAAUGUUUGAUGGUAAUUUUGUUGAAGGUCGGUUUGAAGAGGUUGAUUUUCAACACACGAAUCUCGAAAGUUUUUUGGCCAUGUUGGAGUACUUGUACACAGGCGAAUGUCACCAUUAUGGCGACCUGCAUGGAACCCUGCAGUUGGCUAACUUUCUAUGCUUGCCAAGGCUUGUAGCGCUUUGUGAGAAAGAAAUUGUUAAUUACAUCACGGAAAUGCACGAGAACGAAGACAGAGAAGUGUAUUCCGCUGUGUUAGCCACAUACAAAAUUGCACAACUGCACAAUGCACCGCAACUGUCUGCGUGGUGUUUACAUUUCAUGUCCACCAACUAUAACCAGCUGUGCAAAGAAGAACAGAAGCAAGUGAAGCAGCUUGAUGAGUCGACAUUAAAACAUUUAGAAGAACAUCGAUGGCCGCCAGUGUGGUAUUUAAAAGAACAGGAUUACUACGAACGAACCAUAAUGGAAUUAGAACGUGAAGAAAACGAAAAGAAAAAACGUCACCGGAAAUAUACAACUUGUUUUUAAUUUAUUUGUUAUGUGAAAGCUGAAACAAAAGUGAAAGUAAUUUUGUUUAUCAUAAAAAACUAUAUGAAAGUAUAACGUAAAAUAUUUCCAUUUAUUUGAGGAAUUCAUUUUGCAGGUUCUUGGAAAGGAAAGUGAAAACGAAACUUUCACUUCCAACUAUCAUAAAAAAUGGCCUCGCAUCAAUGUGUAAACUAUGUUUUGUUUCGAACCGUGAUAUUCAACGCGGGAUGAAUUUGAUUUAUGAUUUCGCAAGAAAUAUUUUCAGAUUUCAGGCUAAUCCUAAAAAAUAAAUGCCACAUUUAUCCCGCAAAAAAUAGGAAAAUUUGAAACCACCCUGUCUAUAGCAGGUACGGGUGACAAAGGAAAAGAGUCCGCUUUGUGCAGGUUUAAGUAUUGUAGUAUAUGUUUUUUACAACUUACGAUACGAAUAUAUGAGGAGACUAGUUUUGUUUAUGUAGUUAAUGAGCAAAUUUUAUUUAUAAAAAAAAAAGAAAAAUGUAUUUCUCAUGAAAAAAAAGAAAAAAAUUUUUUGCCGGUCUAAGAAUCCGCUUUGUAGAGGUUUAACUUGACCCUCCUAAAGAAGCCUUAUCAAUUUUUUGUUUCAUAUCCUUGCAUUAUAAUAUUUAUUCAGAGAUUUUCUUAUUAUAUAGUUUAUAUUUUUAAGUUUGAAUUAUUAGUUUUUAACUUAUUUAAAAUUGAAUCAUAAAAUUUAUAAUGUUGAUGUCAACUAUAGAUUGUGUUGUGUUGUCGCUUUUAUUCACGUUUAGACAAUGUCGAAACCACGCAGUAAAUAUAUCUGCUUUUUUUGGGACGUUAGAAAAGCGAAUUUUGUUUAUUCGGAAUGACAGGAAAAGUACUUCUAUACUUUCUACUGUUAUAAGUUUUAUUAAAUUUUUCCUCUUUUGACGUUUAUAUUUGCGUUGAUAACAGACUAAUAAUGAUCACAGUUUUCGCCCUGACUAACUCACAUGAUACGAAUCUUUUUUCUCGCUGUCGUCACCUCUGCUGGUCAGAGAAUGAAUCGACCGGACAUGUGUUUUAAAACAAUUUCAACAUGUGGGUGAUACAGGACGACUUCCGCAUCAUUUUAUUUCUAAGUAACAAAUUUUUAUGUUUAUUUGAAUUUUUCAUGUAACAAUUAAAGAAGUGUCUUGACACUACAAAUUUUUAUUUUGUUGUGGAUUCUUUUAACAAUGUAAAAUUGAUUGUAUAUUAUUGUUGUUUAUAUAGCUCUUUUUAUUUAUUUAUGGAAAAGUUUAAGAAAGACUGUUAUUUUGUUUUUGCA
Messenger RNA from Hydractinia symbiolongicarpus, 4899 nucleotides. Its product is annotated as rho-related BTB domain-containing protein 2-like. Gene Ontology annotation, molecular function: GTPase activity; protein binding; GTP binding. Gene Ontology annotation, biological process: small GTPase-mediated signal transduction. Lineage: Eukaryota; Metazoa; Cnidaria; Hydrozoa; Anthoathecata; Hydractiniidae. The transcript is spliced from 5 exons. The record is from RefSeq and is a predicted model, not a curated record. The coding region runs from base 108 to 3614 and encodes 1168 amino acids.